Messenger RNA from Vidua chalybeata, 4306 nucleotides. It is a transcript of the gene PAK5, whose product is annotated as p21 (RAC1) activated kinase 5. Gene Ontology annotation, cellular component: cytoplasm. Bases 113 to 2344 code for a protein of 743 amino acids. NCBI's taxonomy places the organism in Eukaryota, Metazoa, Chordata, Aves, Passeriformes, Viduidae. Gene Ontology annotation, biological process: intracellular signal transduction; cytoskeleton organization; regulation of MAPK cascade. The transcript has 10 exons. Gene Ontology annotation, molecular function: protein serine/threonine kinase activity; ATP binding. The record is from RefSeq and is a predicted model, not a curated record.
CGGGAGGAUGCUGGAGAGACGGUGAUGACCCAAACAGGGUUUCCUGCUAAGGACGCGCUGGUCUGUCCGUUCAGACACCCAAACUGAGGAAAGUGGUGACACAGCUGGAUGCAUGUCCAACAGCAUGGAAGGGCGUUUGAUGAAAGCCGUCGGACUGUGUGAUCUUUCCACCAUGUUUGGGAAAAAGAAGAAAAGGCUGGAGAUUUCCGGGCCCUCCAACUUCGAGCACCGGGUCCACACUGGCUUCGACCACCGGGAGCAGAAGUUCACGGGGCUGCCCCAGCAGUGGCACAGCCUGCUGGCAGACACGGCCAACCGGCCCAAGCCCAUGGUGGAUCCCUCAUGCAUCACUCCCAUCCAGCUGGCUCCUAUGAAGACCAUUGUUCGAGGAAACAAGCCUCGAAAGGAUACUUCAAUCAAUGGCCUGCUGGAGGAGUUUGACAACAUCUCAGUGACACGAUCCAAUUCCCUGCGGAAGGAAAGCCCUCCCACCCACCGCCAAGGAAAUGCAAACCACGUGCCGAGGCACCAGGAGGAAAAUGGCUAUAUCACGUACUCCCAGUACUCCAGCGAGUCAGAUACCACAACAGACUUUGUCGUGGAGAAAUUCCGAGACAAGGCUCUCUAUGGGGACGAGUUGGACAGGUACUACAAGGGCAGCUUCGCUGCCAAGCAGAACGGGCACAUGAUGAAGGUGACGUCCCGGGACAUCUAUUACUCGGAAGUGACACCCCUGCAGUCAGACUUGUCCAGAUUCCUCCCAGAUUACCACGCACACCUGGAGACCAAGCCCAAAGCACUGGAAUACGGCGGCCUGAAGCUGGAGUACCAGCGGAUCCCCAGUGGAUCCUCCCUGGACUACAGGGAUUCCUUUCCUUACGCCCCGUCCCGAGCGUCGGUGGAGAGUGAGUGCCCCAAGGAGAGGCUGGAGUACGGUGACAGUGACUGGGGACACAACCUGAGCAAGGAUGACUAUGACAAGAGGCCAAAGUCGUCCUAUGUGGACCCUGCAAGCCCUCAGCCAGCCAUGAGGCAGAGAUCCAGGUCAGGCUCUGGCCUGCAGGAGCCGGCCAUGCCCUACGGAGCAAGCGCCUUCAAAGCACACCAGCAAGGACAUUCCUACAGCUCCUACACCUACCCCCGCCUGUCCGAGACUGCAGCAGGCAUGCCCAAGGUGGAUUAUGACCGAGCACAGCUGGUCGUCAGCCCACCGCUCUCUGGCUCGGACACCUACCCCCGGGGCCCAGUCAAGCUACCUCAGAGUCAGAGCAAAGUCAGCUACUCCAGCAGCAGCUACCAGUACCCUCUGGUCUACCACAAAGCACCCCACUAUCACCAGCCGCCCCUCCAGCCCGGCUCUCCCUAUAUUUCCACUGCCUCCUACCCCAGCUCCCCCAGUAUCACGUCAAGUGCUUAUCCUCCCCCCAGCUGGGGCUCCUCCUCGGACCAGCAGCCCUCCAGGGUGUCCCAUGAACAGUUCCGAGCUGCCCUGCAGCUCGUGGUCAGCCCUGGGGACCCCCGGGAGUACCUGGACAGCUUCAUCAAGAUUGGAGAGGGCUCCACAGGCAUCGUGUGCAUCGCCACCGAGAAGCACUCGGGGAAGCAAGUCGCUGUGAAGAAGAUGGACCUCAGGAAACAGCAGAGAAGGGAGCUGCUCUUCAACGAGGUUGUGAUCAUGAGGGAUUACCACCACGAGAACGUGGUGGACAUGUACAACAGUUACCUGGUCGGGGACGAGCUCUGGGUCGUGAUGGAGUUCCUGGAGGGCGGCGCUCUGACAGACAUCGUCACUCACACCAGGAUGAACGAGGAGCAGAUCGCCACGGUGUGUGUGUCCGUGCUGAGGGCCCUGUCCUACCUGCACCACCAGGGCGUCAUCCACCGCGACAUCAAGAGCGACUCCAUCCUGCUCACCAGUGACGGCAGGAUAAAAUUGUCUGACUUUGGGUUCUGUGCCCAAGUGUCAAAGGAGGUCCCCAGGAGGAAGUCCCUGGUUGGGACACCCUAUUGGAUGGCACCAGAGGUGAUAUCCCGCCUGCCCUACGGCACUGAGGUGGACAUCUGGUCCCUGGGCAUCAUGGUCAUCGAGAUGAUCGAUGGGGAGCCCCCCUACUUCAACGAGCCGCCGCUGCAGGCCAUGCGCCGCAUCCGGGACAACCUGCCACCCCGCGUGAAGGAUGUGCACAAGGUCUCCUCGGUCCUCCGGGGCUUCCUGGACUUGAUGCUGGUGCGGGAGCCCUCACAGAGAGCCACGGCACAGGAGCUGCUGAGACACCCCUUCCUCAAGCUGGCUGGGCCCCCCUCCUGCAUCGUGCCCCUCAUGAGGCAGCACAGGCACCGCUGAAGCUUUUUGGGAAGGAGUCAGUGCAGAGCCUGGCUCGCAACACAUGGGAUCCGCAGGCAGGGAGGAGGAAAGCCUUGAGGAGGGAAGCAGCCCUGUGGAAACACCGCGUGUACAGAGAACCCCAAAGGCCGGGCGGUGCUCCCUGCUCCCGCCGUGCCACGGACAGGAGCAGUCCCAGCUCUGCGCUGCCAGCACCGCGGCUGCUGGCCAGCCAGGCAGGGGGCACCGAGCGCCAGCCUGGGAGAGGUAACACAGCCAGAGCGAAACAGCUGAACUCCACCUUAGGCUGUGGCACUUCUGUUUCAGAAGAACACUUUUCUGACAAAACAAAGCACUUUUUAUCUCGGUCAGAGCAGCGCAAUGUAUUUUGCAAGAAGUUUGUAAUUUUCUGUACAGUGCGUUUUGAUAACUUGCAGUACUUUGUCCUGUAACUGUUGUGUUAGUUAAGUAAUAAGUGUAACUUAGCAAGAAUUUGAGAAGGUUUCCUACUUUUUUAACCCUUUUGAAAACAGGAAAAAAAAAAAAAAGAAAAAAAAAAAGAAACCACAGCCACCUUUAGGAAGUUGUAAGGUUUUCACAGUUCCCAUGGGGUGAGGAGGGGGCUCAUCCCACCCUCACAGCAGCUGGAAGAGCCAAGGAUAGCUGAUGGUGGCAGGAGCGCUUGGCUUGGGGCACUCGGUGACAGUGGCAGCCCCAGCCCAGCUGUGGUCAGGGUCUCCCCUUUCCCCUCUAGCUGGGAGCCAACACCCCUGCCCAGCCUUGGCCCAGGGGGCCUCUCAGCCUGGGCUGAUCCCUCUUUGUUCAUGCCACCACAAGGCCAGUUCUGACACCACAGCGGCCUCCAUGAUUUCUGUCACACUCUGGUAGUGGAGAGGGAGAGCAGGAGCUCCUCCCCCCACCACGGAGGAGGCCCCGGAGCUCAGGCAGAGCCAUGGGAGGGGAUGGGAUGGGUUGGGAUGUGCUGCCAUAGAGAAGUCGUGCUGCUGUCCAGACCUUUCUGAAUGUUGAUGCAACAGUUGACUACUGCGGUACAAUUUUGUGUUAUUUGUUGGAUGACUUUGCAUGUUAACUGUAAGUCUAAAUAGAUUUGCCUUUAAAAUUUUUAGAAGUGCUUCAUAAUUAUUUCAAUGAGAAACUAGUUUUAUUUAUUAACUAUUAGUUGGUUUUAAUUAUGUAUAAUACAAAAGCCAUGUUUUUCAAGUUUGUUUUUUUUUCUUACUGACCUCAUUUUAUGGUAUCUUUUAAGAACCACAAAGCCAACUUUGUGAAAACACAGUUUCUUUCUUAUUAUGAAAUUUCAUCGUUAAUAAAUUGUUAUUUAUUGUAGUAAAUUAUAACCAAACAUCUAAACCUGGCAGGAGCUUGUUUAAAGAUCUUCCUCUAGGAGAAAAGAGUUGCCAAUAGUAAAGAAGCUCCUUUAGUUCUGCCGUUAAAGAAUAUUUGGAGGGAGAGAAGCAAUUAAAAAAAAAAAAAAAAGAAAAAAGGAGAUAAGGAUGAUCCGGAACAUGGAAUAGCUGUUCUUACAUCAGUGUCUUAUCCCCAGUGCUCUCUCUCCCUACUCCUGUUUGCACAUUUGAAGACACUGAAGAAAAGGUGUUUGGCUCCCAGAGCCCACCCAGCAGGGAGCACCCCCAGCCUCCCAGGGCUCUCUUUUGUAGUCUUGACAACUCAGGAAACCAGGCUGCACCAGUCCAGGCAAUGGCACAACUUAAUACUAGCUACAAAAUUACCUUUUUUAACCAUCUUUGAAUAAAAAAGGGGGUUGGUGGGGGUUUUUUCUUCAAUAUUCAGCACAUUUUAGGCUGUACAAGUGAAGAAUUUUCUGCAACUUUCUUAUCAUUAGAUACUUUAAGCAGUGUUCAUCAAAUUUACUGAGAGUUUUGUCAAGGGUUUUUUUUUUGUGAACACCAGCUACUGGUGAGACAAAUGGACAUGCAAGUUAAAUAAAUUAAUUAAUAAACA